Molecule: messenger RNA, 1600 nt
Organism: Cavia porcellus (domestic guinea pig)
Lineage: Eukaryota; Metazoa; Chordata; Mammalia; Rodentia; Caviidae
Gene: Nkain4
Product: sodium/potassium transporting ATPase interacting 4
Exons: 6
Coding region: 332-787 (151 amino acids)
Biological process (GO): regulation of sodium ion transport
Source: RefSeq, a predicted model, not a curated record
GGGGGCAGGGCAUGGGGAGGCAUGGGGGGUCCUCCUGGAGGGACCCAGGGCAGUCUCAGGCACCACUCGCAGCAGAUCCUGUCGGAGCCUCUGAGCACCCCACUGCCCUAUGCAGCCCGACAGCCGCUUCAUCGCCGCUUUAAGGAGCGGUCCAAGCCCCAUUCUUGCCAAAGCCCCAGGGGCUGCUCAGUGCUAAGGGGUCACCAUUCUGGAAAGGCAGGUAUUUGACUUCCUGGGCUACCAGUGGGCACCCAUCCUGGCCAACUUUGUGCACAGUGUCGUGGUCAUCCUGGGGCUCUUUGGCACCAUCCAGUACCGGCCGCGCUACAUCAUGGUGUACGUCGUGUGGGCAGCCGUCUGGGUCACCUGGAAUGUCUUUAUCAUCUGCUUCUACCUGGAAGUGGGGGGCCUCUCAAGGGACAGUGGGCUCCUGACCUUCAACCUCUCCAGGCACCGCUCCUGGUGGCAAGAACAUGGGCCGGGCUGUCUGCAUGAGGGAGCAUCCCCAGCUGGACUCAGGCCGCUGCAUGGCCAGGCCCUGGUGUCCAGCACUGGCUGUUCCUUGGAGCCUGGCCACGUGGAGGCCCUGCACAGCAGCCUGCAGAUCCUGGUGGCGCUCCUGGGCUUUGUCUACAGCUGCUACGUGGUCAGCAUGCUCAUGGAGGAAGAGGACAGCUGCCUGAGCAGAGCAGGAACAGUCCAGAGCCUGGGCGGACUCUGUACCAUGGACUCCCGGCUCAGCUCAUGGGCUGCUGUCCACUGGCACCAGACCUGUCCUCGUGACUGAAGCAGCCCAACGAGGAAGGUCUGAGCCCUCAGGGGCACAAGCCACCUGUCCUGCUGGCCACAGAUGUUCCCAUCAGGCGCUUGGUAGGAGGAGGCCCACUGGAGGCAUCCUUUUUCCUCCACGUGGGAACCCUUUCCAACUUCCCAUUUGCCCCAAGACGUGGUAAGGCUCCUGCCUCUCAGGAGGCCCCCACAGAGAAAGGCCAGGUCAGGCCAGGGGUGGGCACUGCUCGGGUGGAGCCUUUGCCAGGGUCUGAAUGAAAAUUCAGAGCACCCUGUGUCUGGGAGUCGGUGGUUGACUCUGCCCUAGCAGCCUUCAGCCCCUGUGCUGCGUGGGCCAACACAGGCCAUCGUCGGGAGCAGACAAGGGGCUGCACACUGACGCGUGAGGAACACUGUGAGGCAGGAGUCGGCCCUGGGCUCAGAAGUGCGCUCACUUUGCCCAGUGAGUCCUGCCACUGUAUGGGACAGGUGGCCACAAGGGGCAGGCAAUGUGGACAUGAGGGGAGGACGAAUGGAGGAGCCUGGCAGGAGUGGUGCAGCCCGUCCUGGGCUGUCCCCUCUGCCCGUCCCCCCGCUGGAACGGUGAGGCUUUCCGAUUUCCCAGCCAGGAGACCAUGCACAAUCAUUGCCCCAGCGAGGUUCCUCCCAGGGUCUGAGACCAGACCUGGGCCCAGUUUGGGGCGGGGCUUGUCCCCCCUACCUGUGGGCUGCCUGUUGCUCUGGUGGGUGGGGGAGUGUUUCCCAUUGGGCUCUCUUUCUGUUCUGCCAUCUCUUCCAUUGUUUGGGGUUUCUAUUAUUUGGGUCUUGAUUU